Molecule: messenger RNA, 439 nt
Organism: Saccostrea cuccullata (small rock oyster)
Lineage: Eukaryota; Metazoa; Mollusca; Bivalvia; Ostreida; Ostreidae
Exons: 2
Coding region: 10-375 (121 amino acids)
Source: RefSeq, a predicted model, not a curated record
GAACAAAAUAUGCCGGCCGUGGAUAGUCUGCUUCGUAUGGCAAUACAGAGGUACCCCUGUAACUCCAGGGAUGUUGUCUUCGCUUUUCGACAGUCAUCGGACGAGGGAGCGAGCAUGUCAACUACUGCUAUCACAGUGAUAUCCGUUUUAGCUAUUCUGGUUGUAGCUGUGAUAGCUACUCUGAUUAUUGUAUAUGUGAUAAGGCGGAAGCACGUGGCGACAGUUGCAAGACCUGACAGACAACCGAUGAUGCAGAAGGUCCAUAUUGAGGAGGGGGGGGGGAUGACGAGAACAUCUACACAAACAGGUCCUUUGAUGAUGCAAGGCUCCACCCCCAGGCUUCCCCCGCUAUCCCCUCACGACAGAGGCGACUGACAUAAGUCUGACAUACACAAUAACCUCCCCUAAAACACACACACACUCAAAAUAAAAUACACGA